AUGUUAAAAUUAAACCAGAACUCCCUGUGCCAGACAACGGUGGGCCAAAUUGUUAAUCUUAUAUCCAAUGACGUUAACCGUAUGGACGAGGUACAUUAUUUAGCAUUAUGGGACAUGCUAUACGACACUCUCGACAAUAUCUCUAUCGAGUUAAGGCCUGGAGAUCUUCUUGCGAUUAUAGGACCGGUAGGUUCGGGAAAGAGUUCAUUUCUAAUGGCAUUACUCCGGGAGCUACCUGUGUUUAAAGGGAACAUACAUAUUACGGGCACCGUUAGCUAUGCAUCUCAAGAGUCGUGGAUUUUUAACGAUAAUAUUAUAAAUAACAUAUUGUUUGGCAUGAAUUACGACGAAUGUCGAUAUAAGCGUAUAAUAGAGGUGUGCGCAUUGGAAAAGGAUUUACACGUACUACCAUUUGGCGAUAAAACAUUAGUGGGAGAGAAAGGGGUGCAAUUAUCAUGUGGUCAAAAGGCCAGGAUUAAUUUGGCUAGGAACACGGAUAUCGUACUAAUGGACGACCCGUUAAGCGCUGUGGACACCGGUGUAGCCGAAUGUAUAUUUGAUAAAUGUAUCAUGGAGUACUUAUUUAGCAAAAUUCGUAUACUGGUCACCCAUCAAAUCCAAUUCGUGCGUAAGGCCACGCAAAUACUGGUGCUCGAUAAGGGUCGGUGUAUUGGGUUGGGCACGUAUGACCAACUCCAGGCCCAGGCCCGGAGCCCAAUAUACUCGCACGUGAGCACUACCCUAAAUGGCAUUGCAAGUAUACGCGCGUAUGGUGCUCAACAGGCUGUUGAAAAACAAUUGCACGUGUACCUUGAUGAUCACAGCGCCACCUGGUUCCUAUUUUUGUGCGCAUCGCGAUCACUGGGAAUGGUAUUGGACGGGCUGUGUAUCGUGUAUUUGGUGAUCAUUUCGGUGAUGUUAAUGGCAUUCCCUGAUAACGUAUCUGCUGGUGAUGCUGGGCUAGCAUUCUCAUCCGUACUGGGGCUCGUAUAUAUGACACAAUGGGGUGUCCGUCAAACUACGGAACUCGAGUCCCAAAUGACUUCCGUCGAGCGUAUCGUUGAGUACUCGAGACUACCACAGGAGGCGCCACUAAUCUCACCACAAAACGACCCCUACCUUAAACCACCCCCACCUGAUUGGCCACCGAAUGGCCAAAUAAUGUUUAAAAAUGUCAACCUAUUCUACCAGACCUCAAACACA
This is a messenger RNA of Oppiella nova, 1203 nucleotides long. NCBI's taxonomy places the organism in Eukaryota, Metazoa, Arthropoda, Arachnida, Sarcoptiformes, Oppiidae. The record is from the annotation of a GenBank genome assembly.